Messenger RNA from Gymnodraco acuticeps, 1113 nucleotides. RefSeq names its product cortexin 2 (gene ctxn2). Bases 270 to 515 code for a protein of 81 amino acids. The record is from RefSeq and is a predicted model, not a curated record. NCBI's taxonomy places the organism in Eukaryota, Metazoa, Chordata, Actinopteri, Perciformes, Bathydraconidae. The transcript is spliced from 2 exons.
ACAUAUCAUAGCUUGAUCCAGCCUCUCCCCUUGCGUCUCCGUUUCUUUCUAGCUUUUUGUUUGGAUGAGAGGUUACCCUAAAACAUCCAGUAUGUCAGUGAUGGAUGGUUUAAUGGAUAUGCGUCUCAGGGCUGCACGAAAGAGGAGUUGUUCACAAGAAACAGCAGCAACAGGUCUGUGAGGAUGGAACGAUAAUGACGGUAACAUGCAGGCUUCUAAACGCCUGACACCAUCAGAGGCGAGAUGAGGCAACUAGAUGUUGGUUUACCAUGUCUAGCGUCCACGACAACCACUCCCUUGCUGCCAUGAGCGGAAACGACAUGAUGGCGCACUCCCUGACUCUGGAGCAGAAGACAGCGUUUGCCUUCGUGGGGAUGCUGCUGGUGUUCCUGGGGCUGCUCAUAGUAAGGUGCUUCAGGAUCCUGCUGGACCCUUACAGCAGUAUGUCCUCUUCCAACUGGGCUGAUGGCAUUGAGGGGCUGGAGAAAGGGACAUUUGAGUAUGCUCUCACUUAACACAGGGAAACACACAUCCAUAGAUGUAUUAAAAAAACUAAAAUGCCUAGAAACACAGACAUGUAGACAUAUGGACGCCAAUACACUUGCACAUAUUCAAACACACACAGGCCACAGCCCUGCACAACCACUGCACCUGACACACCUCUCUCUGUGAUGGACCAAACUAAGAGACUGAAGCUGUGUAUUUUUUGUAUGUGUGUGCACUUUUGGUUCAGGGCCUGUGUGGAUCCUCUCUACUGUAUGUGAUUACACAUCUGGUUUGCGUGUCUGAGCGAGUGUGAUGCAGAUCCUGUGUCAUUUUCAUCGCCCUUCUGCCAGGGGGUCUGCAUUUCAGCUCAUCGAUUUACACAGAAACGGCUGAAGCACCCUUUAACCCAUACUUACAAGUUGAAUGUCUGUAGAGGAUAAGAGGUGGAUGCUUUAGAACAGUGUGGGGAAUUAGGGUGCAGUGGGAUUAUUCAGAUGUAUUUUGAAGACUCAGGGACAAGAAUCCUUAUGUGAACUCAGAGUGGGAAACAGAGCGGUUGCACCUCUGCAUGCAUAGCUGUUCUGCACAGGAAUCUGAAUGGUUGGAUACAGGGUAUUGUGUCAAGCU